Molecule: messenger RNA, 2286 nt
Organism: Arachis duranensis
Lineage: Eukaryota; Viridiplantae; Streptophyta; Magnoliopsida; Fabales; Fabaceae
Product: serine/threonine-protein kinase PBL34
Exons: 6
Coding region: 427-1929 (500 amino acids)
Biological process (GO): protein phosphorylation
Molecular function (GO): protein kinase activity; ATP binding
Source: RefSeq, a predicted model, not a curated record
UUCCCCUUGUGUCACAAGCACCCUCUCCCGCUUUCCCCUUCAACACUCUCUCUCUCUCUCCCACUUUGCUUUGGAGUUUGGAACUGAGUUUUUCACAGAUGUGGUUUGUGUUAUGUUGUUAUCAUUCUGCAGUGUUGAAUACAUUUAUUUUGAUCCCUUGAUGUCAGUGAAUACUAAGAUACUCUUCUUUUUGUUCAGUUGUUGAUUGUUGAUUGAUGAUGAUGAUGGUGGUGGUGGUGGUGGUGGUGAUGUAUGUGUCUCAAAAGUGUGUGUAUUUAUAGAAGAAAUUAACUAGAUUGCUUGAUUAGCUUUGAAGUGGAUUUUUCUUCUUCUUUAUUUAUUACUUUUUUAAUUAUUUUUUAGAUUUAUUAAGAUCAAAGUUGAGACUUUUGGGCAUGGAAAGUUGUUUGUAAGAGUUUUUGGAAGAUGGGUUUUGGGAAUAAUAAGAAUAGUAGUAGCAGCAGCAGCAGCAACCACAACAACAACAACAACAACAACAACAAUAAUAAUAAUAAUAAUGUUAUUAAAGCUGGAAGUUUGGAUGUGGGAAAAUCAAAGGGAAGGAAGAAGGGAGAGAAUGAGAAAGGGUGGUGGCCUAAAUUUAGUUUCUUUGGGAGCUGCAUACCUUCAAGAUCAAAGGUUGUUACCUCCAUUAGUGGCACUACUUCUACUCAAACUGCAGAAAUCAAAUCUGUGUCGGAGAGCUGCACGAAAGAAACUGUUGCUCCUCCAGAGUCCACUAUGACAACAACAACAAGCAAUGAAGAGAGUAUUCCUUCCACUCCAAAAGUUAGUGAGGAGUUGAAGGUAGCUUCUUGUUUGAGAAAAUUCACAUUCAAUGGACUUAAGGUGGCAACUCGGAAUUUCAGACCGGAGAGUCUUCUUGGAGAGGGAGGGUUUGGUUGUGUAUUCAAGGGUUGGAUUGAGGAGAAUGGAAUUGCACCCGUUAAACCGGGUACCGGUCUUACUGUUGCAGUCAAGACCCUGAACCACAAUGGAAAUCAGGGUCACAAAGAGUGGCUUGCUGAAUUAAACUAUCUCGGUGAUCUUGUCCAUCCUAAUCUUGUUAAAUUGAUUGGUUUCUGUAUAGAAGAUGACCAGAGAUUAUUGGUUUAUGAGUUUAUGCCCCGAGGCAGUUUGGAGAAUCACCUCUUUAGAAGACCCCUACCGCUUCCUUGGUCUAUCAGAAUGAAAAUUGCACUUGGUGCUGCAAAAGGUCUUGCUUUUCUUCAUGAAGAGGCUCAGAGGCCAAUAAUCUAUCGCGAUUUCAAGACAUCCAAUAUCCUAUUGGAUGCGGAAUACAAUGCAAAGCUCUCUGAUUUUGGACUUGCCAAAGAUGGCCCUGAGGGGGAAAAGACACAUGUAUCAACAAGAGUCAUGGGAACAUAUGGUUAUGCUGCUCCGGAGUAUGUCAUGACCGGACAUUUGACAUCAAAAAGUGAUGUCUACAGUUUCGGAGUGGUGCUUCUUGAAAUGCUCACUGGCCGCCGAGCAAUCGAUAAGAGAAGACCAAAUGGAGAACACAAUCUGGUUGAGUGGGCUAGACCUGUACUUGGAGAUCAUAGGAUCCUAUUCCGGAUAGUCGAUCCCCGGCUUGAAGGGCACUUCUCGGUUAAAGGUGCACAGAAAGCUGCCCAGCUAGCUGCUCAAUGCCUUAGCCGCGACCCGAAAUCCAGACCUUUGAUGAGUGAAGUUGUUCAAAGUUUAAAGCCAUUGCCAAACCUUAAGGAUAUGGCCAUUUCUUCUUACCACUUCCAGGUCACGCGAGUCGAGCGUACUUUCUCCAUGCCAAAUCAUAAAAACGGCAUCAAAACGCAGUUAGUAGCUUUACCAAAGAAAGGUCAACCUGUAAGGACAUUGUCAACUCCAAAUGUUCCACAUGGUUCUCCAUAUCUUAAUUAUAGCAAGUCUCCGAAACCAAAGGAGUAAGAAUCACCAUUCGCUAUCUCGAGUUUGCUUCUCUAUUCAUUCAGUUCCCUCAAAUUAGGCCAUCAUCUGAAAGAUACUGUUGUUUGAUCUAUUAUAUGAAUUCAGUCUCAGAUAAGGUGUGGAAACAGUAUAUGAGACUGGAUUGACAGAAUCUUUUGGAGCAAUUUGGCAUAUGCAGCUUUCAAGUGGGGAAUUGUUAUUCACUGAACUUCUGAAGUCCUUUAACUUUUCCACCUUUUCAAUGAUUUCUUACCUUCUGAAUGUAUUUUUUAUUUUAUUUUUUUGUAGAGAAGGAUGAAAAAAAGGUGGUAUUAUAUUACCGGAUAUUAGUGAUAGAAUUUUACACUCAUUCCACUA